AUGUCCGUCCGACAGACGAGGCGCCAGGCCGCCCAGGCCGCUGCCGCUGCCGCCGAAUCCCCAAAAGUCGUAGUCGAAGAGCCAACCGAACAGGUCACGAUGAACGGAAAUGGCAAUGGAGCUACCAGAACGGAACCCUCGGAGAGUGGUCCCAAGGAGAAUAUUUUCCUAUUCUGGCCCAACAUCAUCGGCUACUCGCGCAUUGUCCUCGCCAUUGCCUCUCUCUACUACAUGCCCCUCCACCCACGAACAUGCUCCCUGCUAUACAGCGUGUCCUGCCUUCUGGAUGCCCUCGACGGUUACGCGGCGCGCGCUUUCGAGCAGUCGACGCGCUUCGGUGCCGUCCUCGACAUGGUCACUGAUAGGUGCACCACUUCGUGCUUGCUGGUUUUCCUGUCUUGCGCGUUCCCUCGAUGGACCAUUGUUUUCCAGAUGCUCCUCUCCCUCGACUUCUCUAGCCACUACAUUCAUAUGUAUGCCACCCUGACCAUGGGAGGCUCCGAUACCAGUCACAAGAAUGUCGACAAGAGCCGCAGUUGGCUCCUGAACCUGUACUACACCAACAAGACCGUCUUGUUUGUUUUCUGUGCAGCCAAUGAGCUCUUCUUCAUUGCGCUCUACCUCCUCUCCUUCUCCUCCCCGCUCCUCUCGCCGUCUCUGCUCAACUCUGUCUCGAACUCCGACGCCGCUCAGAUUCAGGCUGGUGCGCAGGUCAACACUUCUCUGCUCAGCCAGAUCUUCCCGAAUCCUUACAGCGCCGCCGCUCUCGAGAUGGCCCGCGCAAACAAGAUGGACUCUUUCUGGCCGUGGGUGCUUACUGGCGUCAGCUUUCCCAUCAUGGCCAUGAAGCAGUUCAUCAAUGUUGUGCAAAUCGUCAAGGCGAGCAAGUGGCUUGCCGAGGGCGAUCUCGCAAUGAGGCGGGCGCAGGGUCUUCCAAGGAAGGUGAAGAGCACCUAA
Messenger RNA from Colletotrichum aenigma, 957 nucleotides. It is a transcript of the gene pis1, whose product is annotated as CDP-diacylglycerol--inositol 3-phosphatidyltransferase. The record is from RefSeq and is a predicted model, not a curated record. Bases 1 to 957 code for a protein of 318 amino acids. NCBI's taxonomy places the organism in Eukaryota, Fungi, Ascomycota, Sordariomycetes, Glomerellales, Glomerellaceae. The transcript has 3 exons. Gene Ontology annotation, molecular function: CDP-diacylglycerol-inositol 3-phosphatidyltransferase activity. Gene Ontology annotation, cellular component: membrane; Golgi apparatus. Gene Ontology annotation, biological process: phosphatidylinositol biosynthetic process.